Messenger RNA from Aureobasidium vineae, 2043 nucleotides. The record is from the annotation of a GenBank genome assembly. NCBI's taxonomy places the organism in Eukaryota, Fungi, Ascomycota, Dothideomycetes, Dothideales, Saccotheciaceae.
AUGGAUCCACCAAACUUUCGACCAGGCUUGUUGGAUAGAAUUCUUGUUGGUUUCUUCCAUUUUGUGAAUCUGUUCGUCCCAUGGCACAAACUUCCUAGUGUCUUUGGUGCACUCAAUCUUGAUGCUCUGCGUGUCGAGUUGCGACAAUACAAUCUUCAUGAUGGGUAUGCAUCUGCCACAGCCCAGGGCAAUACCGACGAUACUCCAUUGGAUGACAAACGUUUCCUCUCUGCAAGGAACUCAGAUGGCAAGGACAACUCACUCACCAUGCCCAAGAUGGGUUGUUCCGGGAUGCGCUUUGGUCGCAACUUCCCUCGGAAGUACUGUGAGAAGCCAACUGAGCAGGAGCUCUGGACGCCGAACCCGAGACUGGUCAGCGAAGCAUUCAUGUCCAGAAAGCCAGGAGAGUUCAAGCCGGCUACUACACUGAACUUGCUUGCUGCUGCCUGGAUUCAAUUCCAGGUCCACGAUUGGGUGUUCCAUGAAAGCGUAUGCUCGAUUUCCCCACUGCCACCAAUCCGAUUAUCACUGACAAGUAUCCUUAGANGCGAAGAAACAUACGACGUACCUCUCCUCCCCAACGACGACUGGCACGACCAGCAGAUGAAGAUCUACCGCACCAAGCCCGACGAAGUGCUCGACGCAUCUGACAACAAGUGUCCUGGCUACAAAAACACCUCGACCGCCUGCGAAGCCAAGACCAAAGAACUGAGGGACCAACACGAAGACGGCAAAUUGCUCCUUGAGACAAGAGGCAAAGAAGAAACCUUCCUCCCUCGCGACACCGAAGGCAAUCCUAAGACAGGCUUCUCAGACAAUUGGUGGACCGGCAUGGAACUGCUGCAUACCCUUUUCGCCUUGGAGCAUAACGCUAUCUGCGACAAGAUUCUGNACAAGAUCUUUGACAAGGCUCGUCUUGUUAACUGUGCUCUUAUGGCUAAGAUCCAUACGGUGUGCGUAAACAAUAAUUCAAACAUCGCAGAGAUACGGCUGACCGAAGUGACCUUAGCGNAAUGGACACCUGCUAUUCUGGCUCACCCGACACUUGAGAUCAGUAUGAAUGCAAACUGGUGGGGCAUUGCAGGAGAAAGUCUGAACAAGAUUGUGGGUCGCAUCUCAAAGACCAGUGAGGCCGUCAGUGGAAUCCCAGGCUCUACGGUCGACCACCAAGGUGUUCCAUACUCUCUUACUGAGGAGUUCGUAUCAGUAUACAGGAUGCACUCGCUCAUACCAGGUAUUUUCAAUACUGCGAUCUGGCUCAACUUACGUACUGAUGAUAUUGAAGACAACGUUGCAUUCUUUAAUGCUGAGGACGGCAAUCACAAAGCCACGAUCCCGGUAGCAGACAUCACCUUCAAGGAUGCGAUCAAGCCUCUCAAAUCUGGUGGGGUGUCUUUCGGUGAUGCCUUCUACUCUUUCUGCAUCAACUAUCCUGGUGCCAUUACCAACAACAACUAUGCCAACUUGAUGAGGAACCUUCCCACUCCGGAUGGUCAAGUGCGUGAUUUGGCCACAGUCGACAUUCUCCGCGAUCGCGAACGAGGAGUGCCACGAUACUGCCAGUUCCGAAGACUUCUCCGCAUGUCCGUUCCUAAGACAUUUGAGGAGCUGACUGGCGGUGACAAGGAGCUCGCAGCAAGACUUAGCGAAGUCUACAGUGGCGAUAUCGAGAUUAUAGACGCGCUCGUCGGCUCACACAGCGAGCCUGUCAUCAAAGGUUUCGGCUUCAGCGAGACUGCGUUCCGCAUCUUCAUUCUCAUGGCCAGUCGAAGACUCAAGAGUGACCGAUUCAUAGCCGGGCAGUGGAAUGCUGAUAUGUAUACCAAGGAAGGCUUCGACUGGGUUCAAAACACUGGUAUGAAGGAUGUGCUGAAAAGACACUUCCCGGAGCUGGCUGCAGUCAUACCGAAGAAGACGAACGUUUUUGCACCUUGGGUGAAGUUGCCUGGGUCGAGAGCUUACGCUGGGGUCGAGACGAAUGCUCCUAAGGCAUGAUUGAAGUGUGAGAACAGAGUAGAAUACGAUAGGCGAUGACUUUAUGCU